GCUGUCUUUAGACUUUGUUUCAUUUGUCCUUUUCCCAUAACAUUUGUCAGAUCAAGGAACCACUGACUUGGAAUGAUAUUUGCAUACGCCGUCGAAUCGAAUUCUUCACAUAUAUUAUUACUAAGUUGAACAUGUCGACAGAACGCAGGCCACCCAUAAUUAUAAAGCCCUCCACGCCACCGACGGAUGUCUCUAAUUCUGCAGCCUUCGUAUUUGUCCAUGGGCUUGGCGACGAAGCAGAAGGUGUGGAGGAUAUCGCCCGCCAAUUCCAAGCAGCGGGCAAGCUGCCACAUAUGACCUGGUACCUGCCGACGCGACUGUCUCCUUAUCCGCCCUCUAGGCCAGAACUCGAAGAAGACGAAGACGAGGAGGGCAUGCUAGCUACGGUGCAGUAUCUGACAACCUUGAUCGACGACCUGGUCCAACAGGGGUUCCAAGAGAGUAGGAUUGUGCUGGGAGGGUUCUCGCAGGGGCAUGCGAUGGCCAUACUCACUGGCCUCGUCUCUAAAUACGCUGGAAAGCUGGGCGGUCUAGUCGGGCUGUCUGGGUAUCUACCACUAUCGGAGAGAAUAUCAGCUUUGAGAAAAGAGGCAGGCUUGUUGGAGAUGGUGAAUGACAAUGUCGAGAUCUUCCUGGCAAGGGGAACAGGUGAUAGGCUUGUACCGAAGCGGUACCAUCGGUCAUGUUAUGAAACUUUGCAUGGGUAUGGGGUUAAAGAGGAGUAGGUGACACUGAAGGAGUAUGAGGGAAUGGGUCAUGUUAUGAGUGGUCCCGAGUUAAGAGACCUGUGCGCGUGGCUUGAGAGGAUUGUUCCUGAGAACUCAUAGCAAUGAAUCGAU
Molecule: messenger RNA, 839 nt
Organism: Cucurbitaria berberidis CBS 394.84
Lineage: Eukaryota; Fungi; Ascomycota; Dothideomycetes; Pleosporales; Cucurbitariaceae
Product: alpha/beta-hydrolase
Exons: 3
Coding region: 132-725 (197 amino acids)
Biological process (GO): protein depalmitoylation
Cellular component (GO): cytoplasm
Molecular function (GO): carboxylic ester hydrolase activity; palmitoyl-(protein) hydrolase activity
Source: RefSeq, a predicted model, not a curated record